Messenger RNA from Sphaeroforma arctica JP610, 249 nucleotides. RefSeq lists its product as hypothetical. The transcript has 3 exons. The record is from RefSeq and is a predicted model, not a curated record. NCBI's taxonomy places the organism in Eukaryota, Ichthyosporea, Ichthyophonida. Gene Ontology annotation, cellular component: MutLalpha complex. Gene Ontology annotation, biological process: mismatch repair. Gene Ontology annotation, molecular function: ATP hydrolysis activity; ATP-dependent DNA damage sensor activity. The annotation marks the transcript as partial.
AUGACAGACCUGGUGGAGGAUCUGUUCUAUAACAUGACUGUGCGGCGGAAGGCGUUGCGUUCAAUCACAGACGAGUACUCGCGCAUAGUCGAAGUCAUCUCACGAUAUGCAGUGCACAACGCAGGGGUGGCCUUUAGCGUUAAGAAGCAAGGUGAGAUGACCAGUGAUGUGCGUACUAAUGAGGGGGCUACAAGGCUGGACAACAUUCGCACCAUAUAUGGAACCAAAGUGGCGCGUGAAUUAUUACCG